This is a messenger RNA of Brassica oleracea var. oleracea, 493 nucleotides long. RefSeq names its product pentatricopeptide repeat-containing protein At3g22470, mitochondrial-like. The transcript is spliced from 2 exons. Lineage: Eukaryota; Viridiplantae; Streptophyta; Magnoliopsida; Brassicales; Brassicaceae. Gene Ontology annotation, molecular function: protein binding. The annotation marks the transcript as partial. The record is from RefSeq and is a predicted model, not a curated record.
CAAGAGAUGGUUUCUGAAGGUGCUCAUCCUGAUAUUGUGACCUACAAAAUUUUGCUGGAUGGGUUGUGUGACAAGGGAGAACUAGAAAUGGCACUCAAUGCUAGUAAGGUCAAUGAUGCUUGGGAUCUAUUAUGUAGCCUCCCUCUCAGAGGAGUGAAGCCUAAUGUCAUAACGCACAAUAUAAUGAUUGGAGGAUUAUGUAAGAAAGGGUCACUGUCUAAAGCUGAUAUGUUGUUUAGAAAGAUGGGAGAGGAUGGGAUUGCGCCAGAUGAUUGUACGUACAACAUACUAAUCCGGGCACAUCUUCGAGGUGGUGAGUUAACCACAUCAGCAGAACUUAUAGAAGAAAUGAAGAGUUGUGGGUUCUCAGCAGAUGCUUCCACUGUUAAGAUGGUGAUGGAUAUGUUAUCGAGCCGUGAAUUGGACAAAAGCUUUUUGAAUAUGCUUUCUUAGUGGGUUUGUUGUUUUGUCUAUUGUUUCUGAGAGUUGAAAA